This is a messenger RNA of Prosopis cineraria, 475 nucleotides long. RefSeq lists its product as uncharacterized. NCBI's taxonomy places the organism in Eukaryota, Viridiplantae, Streptophyta, Magnoliopsida, Fabales, Fabaceae. The transcript has 3 exons. The record is from RefSeq and is a predicted model, not a curated record. The coding region runs from base 1 to 393 and encodes 130 amino acids.
AUGAGCUACAGACGAGAGAGAGAGAGAGAGAGAGAGAACUUGAACUCUGCAUCUAGAAAUUUUGGCCAUCUCAACUCUUCUCUCCACCAUCCAGCUCGUCACCGGUGGUAUGGGUCACCGGAAAUAUUCUCUUUCCCUUCUAUCCUUCGCUCCUUCUCCUCUGUUCGUUUCUCGGUUGUGGGUGUUAUUGGAGCUUCUCUUCCGUUUGAGAGCAAGAGAAAUUGUUGCUCAGAGCUUCAGAUCCUCGAUCCAGCCAACUCUGUCCUUGUGUUCUUCAACACACUGCUGACGAGAACAGGAGCUAUACUUGCCGUUGCUGUGAUGUUCGCCCAGAACCACAGCGUUGUGGUGCAAAUCGCUACGAGAAUUGGCGAAACAAGAGAGUCAAAAUAGACAUGUGACGAUGACGAUUGAAAGCUUUCUUGGGAUGCAUAGACCCACACACAAAAUUACCUUAACCUCAACCAGAUUGAAA